ACAUGUUGGUUCACCAUUAAUCAAAAUAGAGUAUGAGACCGAGCUAAUGCAGGCUAAAAAUAAUUCUAUACACUUUCUAUGGAAGCCCAUCUUCUCCAUUAGUUUCAACAAAAAAAUUUUAUAUCCACGCGGUCGUAGGCUUUUCCUUUACUUUAUUUGACAAAACAAUAUAUAAAUCCCUUGACCACUAUGCAAAUAAUUCCUUCCCAUGGUCAAUCCAAAUUUGGCACCUGUACGGUACUACCCACCUAUAUAUAAGAAGCCAUCGGCAAACUUCACUUGUUAACAAAGUCAUGUUGUCAGGGCAACCUGUUCUUGAAGGUGGGUGAGACUUAACUUGAGAAAAGAUGAUCCGGAGAAGUGCUGCUUUAUUUACAACUCCUCUUACUUCUAAUUUUACAGGCACGGGUACGGCUUUUCUUCUCUUCACUAAUAAUGAUUGUGUGAUAAGUAGCAUUAUUCAAUUCCAUAGUCGAGCUUCCCCUAACGUCAAAAUAGAUGUAAAUCCAAGCAGACCUAGUAGAAUUUUAGAGCUGGAAAAGCUUCUGAGAGAUAGUGGUGGUGGUGGGAUUGGUAACAUUAAUGAUGCACUCAUUGUGUUCGAUAAAAUGCUUCAACGGCGACCCAUGCCUUCUAUUAUGUGUUUCAAUCAACUCUUAGGUGUGAUUGCCAAAAUGAACCAUUAUUCAACCGUUAUUUCUUUGUCUAAACAAAUGGGUACGUUAGAUAUUAUGCCUGAUGUUAGUACUCUCAGUAUUAUGAUCAAUUGUUUCAUCCAAUUGAAUCAAAUGGGAUGUGGGUUUUCUGUUUUUGGGAAAUUGAUGAAGCUUGGUUUUGAGCCGAAUGCAAAAACUAUGACCACUUUGAUUAAGGGGCUAUGCAAGAUGGAGAACACUAGUGGGGCUAUUCAGUUACUUAGGAAGAUGGAAGGAAUGUGUAAGCCUGACGUAGUGACAUUUAACACGAUAAUCGAUAGCUUUUGUAAGGAUGGCUUAAUUACAGAGGCUUUGAAUCUUUUCUCAGAAAUGAUUAAUAAAGGCAUUCCACCAAAUGUUGUCACUUACAGCUCCUUAAUACAUGGAGCGUGCAAUUUAGGCCAAUGGAAAGAUGCUACAAGAUUGUUAAAUGAGAUGGUGAGUAAAAAAAUUGAACCAAAUGUACAAACUUAUACCAUAUUGGUCAAUGCGUAUUGUAAAGAAGGAUUGGUUGAAGAAGCACAAGAUGUGGUUGAAGUGAUGAUUAAAAGAGGUUUACAACCUAAUAUAGUUACUUACUGUGCACUUAUGGAUGGAUAUUGUUUGAGAAACCAGUUGGAUAUGGCUUUUGAAGUAUUUAAUGCAAUGAUGAGCAAGGGAUUUGCACCUAAUGUCUUUAGUUAUAGCAUUUUGAUCAAUGGAUAUUGUAAGAGUAAAAAGAUAGAUGAAGCCAUGAAUCUCUUUCGACAGAUGCUUCUUAAAGGAUUGAUUCCUAAUACUGUUACUUUCACCACUCUUAUAGGUGGCUUGUUUCAUGUUGGGAAACCUCGGAUUGCAAAGGAACUCUUUCAAAAGAUGCAAGCCUGUAGAGUAAUUCCUGAUAUCCAGACUUGUGCUGUUUUGUUGGAUGGCCUAUGCAAAAACCAACGACUUGCUGAGGCAAUGGCAUUGUUUCAACAAAUGGAAAAAUGCAAGUUGCACCUCAAUAAUGUUAUUUACAAUAUCCUCAUUGAAAAUUUGUGUAAAGCUGGACAGUUUAAAUCUGCAAGGGAACUCUUUCAUAGUUUAUCAAAUAAAGGGUUGCAACCUGAUGUGAAGACAUACACUAUAAUGAUUAGAGGACUUUUUAGUGAAGGACUUACAAGCGAAGUGAAUAAGUUGCUUAAAGUAAUGGAAGAAAAUGGAUGCUCUCCAAAUGACUUCACUUAUAAUACAAUAAUCAGAGGACUUAUUGGUAAUAAUGAGAUGUCAAGGGCAAUUCAAGUUUUUCAUGAAAUGGUGGAGAGGGGUUUCUCUGCUGAUGCAUCAACCGCAGAGUUGUUAGUUGAUUUAUUGGCAGAUGGUAAAUUAGAUCUCGAUUCCCUGCCAUCGAUACAGAAGCUUCUGUGACCCUAUUUGGAUCUUUGGGUCAAUUUCACCCAUAAGCUCACAGUACUGCAGAAAGAGACGCUUCUAGUUAUUGAUUCACUGGCUCUAUUGGUGAUUUGUUCACGCACUUGUUUGCUUCCAAAACAAGAAUGGAUGUGAAGACAGAAUGAACAGUUGGUCGGGCAAUGAUUCCGGUUGAAGCAGAUCCAUCCUAUUCCUCAUCAGUCUAUCGUGAAUGUGGAGCAUUUUUCUUCCUUUCAGUCUUUAAACACACUCCCUAUGCCACUGUAGGAAUCUUAUGAGUCUUUUGUGGAUAAACAGCAUGGUGGGCCCAUUUAUAAUCAGGCAGGUGUGGGCAAGCAAUUCCUCCAGCAGUGUCACAACUGACAAGUUCUUAUUACAACAGAAGCUUUUGCCAAUGGAAAAUCUAGGUGGAAAGGAAAUUGCUUGUGUUAAAACAGGGCUGAGGCUAUCAUAGUUGAAGCACUUCUAAUAAGAUCCCUGCAAUUAGCUUAGUUAUUAGGGAAGUUACUUGGAAUCUUUUGCAGAAAGUUGAGUGCAGAUAGUGGUUGGUGUUGAUAAGCAGUGUGGCUAUUUCAGAGACAUGUUCAGAAAAGAGGAAAUGGUGACUGGUCUUUGAAACUGUAGUGGAUGAUAUAAGCUUAGUAAGUUAAUGAGUCUAGACAAAGCAAAAGGAGACUAUUUCUUAAAGGAAAGAAAUCUGCAAGAAAUGCUUCAAUUCUUUACUUACUAAAAAAUAAAAAACAAAAAAGAAGAAGAAAAAAAAAGCCUCAAUUCUUUAUGAACAUCACUUGGGAUUCCCACUGGAGGCCUCCAUUUUUUUUUCUUUUGUACCGCAGAUGUAUUUUUCUUUGUAUACUUAUUUGGUUUCUUUGUUUCAACAGUCGUACCAAAAGUUAUAGUUACUGUCAGAAGCGAAAUUGAAUUUGUGUUUACAAGGUUGAAAUAUGGAAACACUUUUUAUUUUUA
Quercus lobata is the source of this 3053-nucleotide messenger RNA. RefSeq names its product putative pentatricopeptide repeat-containing protein At1g12700, mitochondrial. The record is from RefSeq and is a predicted model, not a curated record. Gene Ontology annotation, molecular function: protein binding. The coding region runs from base 348 to 2084 and encodes 578 amino acids. The transcript is spliced from 2 exons. NCBI's taxonomy places the organism in Eukaryota, Viridiplantae, Streptophyta, Magnoliopsida, Fagales, Fagaceae. Gene Ontology annotation, cellular component: chloroplast. Gene Ontology annotation, biological process: mitochondria-nucleus signaling pathway; chloroplast-nucleus signaling pathway.